AUGCAGCUGACGGCGUUUGUGGACCGCGUGGGCGCAGCCAUUGGCGCGCGCGACGGCCCAUCGCUAGCGCAGAUGCUGAGCCUGACAAAGGGCUGCGCGACGGUCGACAUGCAGUCGCUCACGGUGCAGUCGGUGGCUCAGACGUGCCAGCACCAGUUGGCUCGCUUUGCCGCGUACGCAGAAGUGGUGGCGGGGAUCCUGCAGGCGCGCAAGCAUCUGGACGCACAGCGGUUUGCCGACGCUUACGAUGCGCAGAUUGCAGCUGUCACUAAGUUUAUGGAAAUGUUUAGGGAGGAGACGAAUUGGGUCAUACCGUUUGUGCACGUGCUGUUUGUGGACACGCGGCUAUUGGCUGCAAGGGCAGAUGUCCAGGCCUCGAAAAAGGCGGGGAGCGACGUCCAUGACAGUCUGCGCAGCGCCGAGCAGCAUUUGAAAAAAGGGUUUGCCAUGACGGCAAACGACCGAGCUCCGCCCGAGCACAACAAGAAGAUGGGCGCGCUGUUUAUUGUGAACCAGCUCUUUAAGAUCUACUUCAAGCUGAAUAUGAUUCACUUGUGUCGCAACCUCAUUCGAGCUGUCGAAGGACCGGCGUUUCCGCAGUUUGAGCUGUUCAACAAGAGCGACAAGGUCACGUACCAAUACUACGUGGGCCGCAUCUCCAUGUUUGAAGACCAAUACAAGAAAGCGGAGACGUGUCUCGACUAUGCGUGGAAGCACUGCCAUCGCGACAAGACGCGCAACAAGCGCAUGAUUCUGCAAUUCCUGGUGCCAGUGAAGUUGCUGCUGGGUGUGAUGCCGUCGCCGAAGCUUUUGUCGGAUUUCUCACUGGGCGAGUACACGGGUCUGACGAACGCCAUCCGUGGCGGCAACCUGCACCUUUUCACAAACUAUGUGAGUCAGUAUCAAGACAAGUUCAUUCGCCAGGGUGUGUAUUUAUUGAUCGAGAAACUCCGGCUCUUGGUGCUGCGAAACCUGUUCAAGAAAGUGUACCUGAUCCAGGAAAGCCAUCAGCUGCAGAUGCAAGACUUCCAGCUGGCACUGCAUGUUGCCACGGGGCACUCGAUGGACAUGAACGAGAUUGAAUGCGUGCUCACGAACCUCAUCUUCAAGGGCUACAUCAAGGGGUACAUGUCGCACACGAAGAAGAUCCUCGUGGUCAGCAAGACGCAGCCGUUUCCGCCGAUUGUAAGCGUGUCGAGUUGA
Hyaloperonospora brassicae is the source of this 1203-nucleotide messenger RNA. NCBI's taxonomy places the organism in Eukaryota, Oomycota, Peronosporomycetes, Peronosporales, Peronosporaceae. The record is from the annotation of a GenBank genome assembly.